Molecule: messenger RNA, 2849 nt
Organism: Mercurialis annua (annual mercury)
Lineage: Eukaryota; Viridiplantae; Streptophyta; Magnoliopsida; Malpighiales; Euphorbiaceae
Product: cryptochrome-1
Exons: 6
Coding region: 667-2616 (649 amino acids)
Biological process (GO): entrainment of circadian clock by photoperiod; blue light signaling pathway; circadian regulation of gene expression
Cellular component (GO): nucleus; cytoplasm
Molecular function (GO): FAD binding; DNA binding; blue light photoreceptor activity
Source: RefSeq, a predicted model, not a curated record
UAAUCAGUACACCCAGUUUCCUUUGGGCUCUGAUGUGUCUGCACUGAAGAUUAAAUGGUCUCCUGUUACCAGUCAUCAGCUGGAGUUCGCUUCCCCGUGGAAAAACCUAGAAAACAAGCCCCACACACCCACGUGAUCUUCACUUCCACUGUUCUUAUUACCUCAAUAAUCCAACUCUAAAGGAAAGCAGGAACUUGGGUACUCUUGGCUUAUCUUUUUUUUCUUUGUCGAAUUGUUUCUGCUUACUUUGUUUCAAUUGUUUGGUUUGAUGGGUUGUAGAUAUUAUUCUUUAACAUGUAAUUAUUAAGGAAUCAUUUUGGUUCGUGUACCAGAUCUGUUUUCUUUCAUGGUUUCCUUUUUUUAUUGUACAGACAGAGCUAAAAGUUAGUUCAUCAAAGGAUCAAGAAAGCACAUGAACUGUUUCAUACUUUUUAAGCUUUUAGUAUUUUGUUUCUGUUGCUAUUUUAAGUCUUGUUUGUUGGUUCAAGAAAUUGGACAUCAGGGUUUUGUUUCAUUCGGUACUGUACUGUGAUGAUCAACCCGAAAUUGACUUCUUGAACUCUUAUAGUUUUCAAUUGAAGCUACUUAAAGAUGAGGGGAAAUAAUUUCAAGAAUCAAAAGAUUUGAUCUUUCGAUUUGAUCCUCAAAGAUCUGAGUUAUUCCAAUAUGGAGAAAGCUAAGACCAUUGUUUGGUUUAGACGGGACCUUCGAAUUGAGGACAAUCCUGCGUUAGCCGGAGCAGCUAGGGAUGGCUGUGUGUGUCCUGUGUUUAUAUGGUGCCCUCAAGAAGAAGGACAGUUCUAUCCUGGCCGAGUGUCGAGGUGGUGGUUGAAGCAGUCUCUGGCUCACUUGAGCCACUCGCUGAAAUCGCUUGGGGCGGAACUUGCAAUGGUUAAAACCCAUAGUACUCUGGCUGCUCUUUUGGAUUGCAUCAAUGCGGUUGGAGCAACAAGAGUUGUGUUCAAUCAUCUCUAUGAUCCAGUAUCUCUUGUUCGUGAUCACAACAUCAAAGAAAAACUGGAGGAGCUUGGUAUUUCUGUGCAAAGCUAUAAUGGGGAUUUGCUGUAUGAACCAUGGGAAAUAUAUGAUGAAAAUGGACAUGCUUUUAUGAAAUUUGACGCAUACUGGGAGAAGUGCUUGGACAUGCAAAUGGAACAAGUUUCACAUCUUCCUCCAUGGCGGUUAAUACCUGCUUCAGGCAUAGUUAAUAGCUGUUCAAUUGAGGCAUUGGGUCUCGAAGAUGUAGCAGAAAAGUCGAGCAAUUCCUUACUAGGAAGAGCAUGGUCUCCUGGUUGGAGUAAUGCUGAUAAGGCACUGACUGAAUUUGUUGAAAAGCAUCUAAUAGACUAUUCGAAGAAUAGGUUAAAGGUCGGGGGAAAUUCCACUUCACUUUUGUCCCCGUAUCUUCAUUUCGGAGAAGUGAGUGUAAGGAAAGUUUUCCAUUCCAUUCAAGUGAAACAGUUGUUAUGGGCAAAAGAUGAGAACACGGAAGGGAAAAGAAGUGUGACUCUAUUUCUAAAAUCCAUUGGGCUGAGGGAAUACUCCCGUUACCUUUGUUUUAACUUUCCGUUUACCCACGAGAGAUCGUUGUUGAGCAACUUAAGGUAUUUUCCAUGGAAUGCCAACCACGAUCAUUUUAAGACUUGGAGGCAGGGAAGAACUGGUUACCCGUUAGUGGAUGCAGGAAUGCGUGAACUCUGGGCUACUGGUUGGACACAUAAUAGAAUAAGAGUGAUUGUUUCAUGUUUUGCUGUAAAAGCUCUGCUUCUUCCAUGGAGAUGGGGAAUGAAGUAUUUCUGGGACACAUUAUUGGAUGCGGACAUUGAGAGCGAUAUCCUCGGUUGGCAGUAUAUAUCUGGCAGCUUACCAGAUGGCCAUGAUCUUGAACGUCUAGAUAGUCCUGAGAUGCAAGGUUCAAAAUUUGAUCCAGAGGGUGAAUACGUGAGGCAGUGGCUACCCGAGCUAGCCAGAAUGCCGACUGAGUGGAUCCAUCAUCCUUGGGAGGCACCUCAUAAUGUACUUAAAGCUGCAGGGGUGGAAUUGGGACAAAACUAUCCAAAACCUAUAGUUGAUUUGGAUUUAGCUAGAGAACGUCUUACUGAAGCUAUAUUUAGGAUGUGGGAAACGGCUGCAAUGGCUUCAACCUCCUCAGGUGGAACAAAUGAAGUAGUUGUUGACAACUCUAAUGGUACUGACAUUUUGGCCGUCUCGAAGGUUGCAUCAAAAGCUCCUUGUCCUAGUGCUUCAUUAAAUGAUCAGAUGGUUCCAUCAACCGGAAAUCUCGAGAGUACUCCAUUUGUUAGGAAGAGAUCGAAACCCAUGGAAGAGGAAAAACCACAACCUGAAACUCUACGUGAUUAUAAUGACAUUUAUGGGACCUGUAGAACAGAUGAAGAGUCAUGCUCUACGGCUGAAUCUUCAGCAUCGAAAAAGCAGGCCACCAGCAGAGUUUCAUUUUCUGUUCCCCAAUAUUGUUCCACAUCAGAAAGCAACCCCAUGCAAGAUUGUGAAUCUUCCGACCUCAAGCAGCCUUGGCAAGUACAAAUAGAUACGGAACGUGAUUCAAGCAAAGAUGAACUUUUUACUGACAAAUUUGCAGUUGCUAUGGGAACCUAAUCACUAGCCGGCGGCCUACUGUGUAAGAGGAGAGCUGAUUCGGGGCGCAAAAUUUCUGGAAUUGUUAAUACUAAUGUCAAAUAUAUAACUGAUCAGUUGAAUUUGUGUCUCUAAAGUCUGCUGCUUGCAGAUUGUAUCUCAUCAUCAUGGUUCAUGUUGUAUAAAAGAGAUCUGAGACAGUUGGCCUAGUUUUAUUCAGAACACUUUCUACUGAUAAGUGAUUUUUUUAAUUA